ACUGUAUAUUUCGUAAUCUUGUCGAAAGUUAAUUAUCGCCCUUCUAAAUAUUAUCUAAAUUUUAUUUAUUUAUAAAAUAUGUGUAGCGUUAACGAAGGAAAUUGUGAUUGUUUUCCACCUCCCGAAUCUAAAAAGAAAAGUACCACGUGCGUAAAAUGCAAUAAUCCUGCAAUAGUUUGCAUUAGAUUUAAUGAUUCAUUUUGCAAAGAUUGCUUUAUUCUCUAUUGUAUUCACAAGUAUCGGUCAACAUUUGGUAAAUCAAAAAUAGUAAGAGAUGGAGAAAGUGUUAUAUUAGGUUUUAGUGGUGGACAUGGAGCAUCGGCAAUGUUACAUUUAACAAAAGAGGGUAAAAGCGCAAGAGCAGCGAAGAAGCUUCGAUAUCUACCAAUUCUAAUUUAUAUUGAUGACACGAAUUUCGUGACUACUAAUAAAGAAAUGGCUGCUAAAAUUAGAGACAAAGUGAUAGAAAAAAUGAAAAAAUCUGAACUAGAAUACGAGUGUAUACCUUUAGAAAGAAUGGUGACGAAGGAGUUUUUGCAAUCAUUGGAUACGUUAACGUCGAAAGAAGAGACUAUUGACAUUUUGAAGAGACAAUUAUUGGCAGAAAUAGCCUUAGAACGAAAAUGUCAAAAGGUACUACUUGGAGAUUCAUCAACUAAAUUAUCAAUCAAUGUUGUCUCGAAUGUUGUACAAGGACGUGGAAGUCAGGUUGCUCAUUCAAUGAAAUUCGAUGAUUCUCAUAUGAAAGAUGUUACCCUAAUUAGGCCAAUGAGAGAAUUAACAUCAAAAGAAAUUGCAAUGUACAACAAAAUAACAGGCAUUGAAGUUGUUGCAACUCCAUCUUUUUCUUCCAAGACUCCGAAGCACUCGAGUAUGCAAAGGUUGAGCGAAAGUUUUGUUUUAUCUCUCCAAGCGAGUUUUCCUUCUACCUGCAGCACUUUAUUCAGAAGUGGCGAAAAACUUGAAGCAAAAUUGAAAGACGAUGGGAAAUCUUGCGCUCUUUGCGCCAAUCGUUUGGACACAAAUAUGUCUGCUUGUUCUGCUUUAGAAGCGGCCGAAUUUUCUCGUCAACAGACAAACUGUAAUACAAUGGAAUCUAACAAUUUCCUUCAAAGCUUUUGCUACGCUUGUAGGAAUAUUAUGUUGGGCUUAGAUAAGAGUAGUGAAAACUCCAGAUUGCCUGACUUUGUUCAACGCAACAUUCAAAGGGACCAAGCCACUGACGGAAUCCAGAAAUAUUUGUUAGACGAAAAUACUGACUAA
Dimorphilus gyrociliatus is the source of this 1263-nucleotide messenger RNA. NCBI's taxonomy places the organism in Eukaryota, Metazoa, Annelida, Polychaeta, Dinophilidae. The record is from the annotation of a GenBank genome assembly.